UGCUGAUUCAAUUCGGACAUUGCAGACGAAAAAAUUUAAAAGCAGUGUUAAAACCGAAAAUAAAAACAAAAUUUACUUAAAUUAAUAUUCAUUUAAUUCGAUUAGUUAUUAAAAACAAAACUAUCGAAUGACAACAAACAAUUCAUCGAUAAUAUCUUUCGAAUAAAAGCUGAUUCAGCUAAUUCGAAAAACCAAAACAAACAAAAAAUGAAAGUCGAUACAAAUCGGCUUAAAAAAGGCACUUCGGAGUUAACUCCGGAGUGUCGCCAACUUAUUGAGGACAUGAAUUCAAGAAAGACCAGAAAAGAACUAUUGGAGUAUUUAGAGAAACUGCGUGGUUGGGUUUACGGAAAAUGUGAACUCUAUCACUGGAUAGAGUUAUUGGACCGUUUCGAUGACAUCUUGGCAGAAGCUGCAAAAGAAAAUCCCGAUAAUGAAUUUGCUUUGUAUUGCGACACAAAUUAUACACCAUCUGAUGUUCGGCUAUUGCUUUAUGUCAUCAAUUUUACAACCCUUCUCAUAGAACAUUCAUUUUCAAGACAUUUGUAUAAUUCUAUUGAACACUUGACACAAUUACUUUCAUCAACAAACAUGGAUAUAGUAAUGUGUGUUUUGAAUCUUUUGUAUAUGUUUUCGAAACGAAGCAACUUUAUACCAAGAUUAAAUAGCACAAAAAAAGUUUCAUUACUAAAUAAACUUUUCAACUUUGCUGAGAGUUGGGGCGGAAAGGAAAAUGGAUUUUCUCUUGCUCAAUGCUGCAAAAAGGAUGCCCGUCUUCCACGUUCAUCAUCAACACUUUACUUUGAAUACUAUAAUGCUGGAGGGCAAUUGGAUUUUAUAGAAGUUCCCGGUCUCGACAGAAUUAAAGAGUCGCCUGCUUCAAUGGCAAAAAUAGUGUGUGACAAAAUCCCACAUUUAGGAGAUGAUCAAAGGAUGCACAUUUUAACAAGAAUCCGUUUGGCUGCAACUUUCCACAACUAUCGCAUGAGACUACAAUUUGUUCAAGCACGUUUGCAAGCUAUAUCCGUAUUGGUGUACUCAAAUGCCAUAUUGGACAAUAUACACAACUUACUUUAUCCUGGAUUUUUGGAGGAAUUAGUUGAACUUUUAGAAGUUAAAGAUAUUCAUUUAGUUGAAAUAAGAGCUGCAGCUUUACGAACAUUGACAUCAAUCAUACAUUUGGACCGAAAUCCACAUUUUCCAAAGAAACCUGGAUCUCGUCUAUCUAAAAUUAUCGAAGUAACAGGAGCAGCGCUAUACCAUGGAUUUUUGCCCACACUAGUACGCGCCUGCAUUAACCAUCUCAUCUCAAUACAAGCAAAAGAAAACGAUGUCGUUGCAUCCUACUCUGUAAUGCAUCAGUACACUUUUGCCUAUGAAAAUACCAACAUAACCGAAUUUGACUUAUUUAAGCAAACAAAUCAAUUCCCAUUAUCAUUGGCUACAGCCUUAUUUAGCUUCCUUUAUCAUUUGGCUUCAUAUGAAGCUGGUGGUGAAGCUUUGGUUGCUUGUGGUAUGAUGGAAUCUUUGCUUCGUGUUAUCAAUUGGCCAGGAGCCGACCUCGAACACAUAACAUUUGUAACAAGAGCUGUUCGAGUCAUUGAUUUAAUUACCAACAUUGACAUGCACACAUUUCAUAGUAACAAUGGACUAGGAGCAUUCAUCCAACGACUUGAAACUGAAGUACAUCAUUGUCGUCAAGAUCAACAAGAUGGCAAAAAGAAGAGAAAAAGACGAACCGCCGAAAUUGAUUAUAUGAAUAAACAUGACAUAAUAAAAAGUCCCAUUCGGGAAGGUGAGGAAGAUUCCGAUAUGACCGAUGCUGAAGGUAUAGGUUUGGAAUUUGAAAACGAAAGAGAUAAAGAUGAUAACGAAGAUAGUAAUAUUUCUUCUGAAAGUGACACUAAAUCACUGCAUUACAAUGAGCCGGGCUCAUCUUCAUCAAAUGCUAGCACUUCUACAUCCAAAAAGGAUACAGAUUCAAAUGAAAAGGACAAAAAGAUUGCAUGUGUAACACAACGUGCAGCUCUACUUAAAUCAAUGUUAAAUUUCUUGAAAAAAAGUAUUCAAGAUAGUGCAUACAACAGUGGGAUGCGUAACGUUAUGGAAAGCAGCUUACCACGCUCCUUACGUAACAUAAUCAGCAAUGCAGACUAUUAUGGUCCUUCAUUAUUUUUGCUAGCCACAGACGUAGUAACAGUCUAUGUUUUCCAAGAACCCUCUCUACUUUGCACAUUGCAAGAUAGUGGAUUAACAGAUAUUGUAUUGCGAUCACUUUUGCGUAAAGAAGUUCCAGCUACCAGAGAAGUCCUUGGAUCACUUCCAAAUGUUUUUUCCGCUUUAUGCUUGAAUGCACGCGGUCUUGAAGAGUUUUCUUCCUACCAUCCAUUUGAUCGACUCUUUCAAGUUUUACUUUCUCCAGACUAUUUAAUUGCAAUGCGAAGACGUCGAAGCUCUGAUCCUUUGGGAGAUACGGCAACAAAUUUAGGAAAUGCUAUGGAUGAUCUUAUCAAGCAUCACCCAAGUCUCCGCACUGAUGCAACCAAGUCUAUAAUAAAACUUUUAACUGAGCUUGUUCGUAUUGGAAGUGAUCCCCAUUUUAUAUGCUGGCGGGCAAAUAAUAACAAUGCCAAGUCUGACACUGGCUCCACAUCGCAAUCGAAUGCAGCUCGUAAUGCAAACAAGGACAAUGGUAAUGGAAGUAGUGGCGAAGAUGACGAUGACGAGGAAAUAUCAUCAGCUUCUCAGCAAAGAAGUUCAAAUAGAAAUGAAAAUGCUGCUUCCAGUUCUAGGACAUCAUUCACCCAGAGCACAACAUACCAACAACAUUCCGGCACUACCCCAGAAGAACGUGAACCUGUUCCAUUGAUUGAUUAUAUCUUAAAUGUUAUGAAGUUUCUCGAUGCUAUCAUCAGCAACGGUACCAAUGGAGAACAUUGCCGUGAAUUCGUAAGUCUUGGUGGACUACAACCUUUGCUGUCGAUUUUAUCAUUGCCCAAUUUACCAGUUGAUUCUCCAGUCACUACGACAGCUCAAGCUGUUGCAACAGUAUGUAAAUCUGUUUUGAAUCUAGCCCAUGAAACCAAGGUAAUUGAAGUGGCUAUAGAGCAACUAUCACAAGUUGUUGAAAAACUCAAUCCAUUGGUUGUUCAUAUGAAUUCUCCAGAAAAGAGUAUACUCCUUAAAGAAUUGACAAACUGUCCCAGAAUGGAAGCUGGAUUUUCCAACGCCGAUUAUACCCCAUUAUUACAUGCAAUGAGUGCAGUUCAUGGAUAUGUGGUUAUGUUAGUCCACAUUUGCCGUAGUAGCCAAAACGAUGUACGUAUGUUGUUGUUACGCAAAUGGGGUAUUGAUUGUGCCAGAGGCAAGAAAUUACUUCAAAGCUUGGUUCAAUUGUAUACAUCUUUGGUUUGGGAAAGUACUAUUUUGUUGGGUAUGUGCUCAGAAGAUAAUGCUAAUGCCGCUAAAGGCCCUGAAUUUAAUUACGAUGAAUCGAUAAAUCGAAUUCAAACCGAACUCAGAAGAGAUACGGUUGAUAUAAGUGAAGAAUCUUCAGAUCAAACACCUUCAACUUCAGCCGCAUCAGCUGCAGCAGUGAAUCAACAAUCUGUAAGUGAUGCUUCAUCAGCAAGCGAAGCCAUUCUACAACAGGCAUCAUCCAGCGCUAGAGGAGUCGAUAUGGAAAUUGAUGAUGAUGUUAUUUGCUUGACUCCAUUCCCAUCAUCAUCAUCAAGUCAAACAGUCCCAACUAAUGAUGAAGCAAUUUCAAUUGAUUCAACUACAUCAUCUUCAGAUUCAGUAGUUUAUGUUCCAAAUCGUAGUGACCCAGGAAAAGAUGACACUGAAACAAAAUGCUCAUCGGAUCAAGCAUCAUCUGAAAAACCAGAUGGAGACACAAAGAGACGUGAAAAAGGAGCACCUGGACAAUUGCGCUACAUCAAAGCCCUACUUGCAGCUUCAUCCCGACUCGGACGUGCAUUGGCCGAAUUGUUUGGUAACUUGGUAAAACUCUGUGUUGGCACUCCUGGCCGACAACGACGCACAAAUGAACUUUUAUCUACUGCCAAUUUCCCUUGCACCGAAGCAGGAGAUAUUGCUCGAGUCCUAAGCUAUAUUCUAGUUAAUGGUUUUUGCUAUGAGAAAAUAGUUUCACCCAGUGUCCCGAAAUUAAAGUUGACAUUUUUAAUUUGUUCCGUGGGAUUCACUGGACCAAUGCUAUUUGAUGAAAAACGCUAUGCAUUCCAUUUAAUGCUGUCACAAUUUUGUGAAGAAGGAGGAUUAGAGGCAUUCUUUGAUAUGUUCAAAUGGGCACUAUCCUAUGGUUGUGCUGAUGAAGAUAAGGAAUCUUUUAUUAAAGGCAAUGAAUAUGCCGAAGGAACUGGUGAAUUCUUAGAUGCAUGGCUUUUGUUACUCGAGAAAAUGGUUAAUCCUCGAGCUAUAUUCGAAUCACCACAUUAUAUUACAUCUCGACCAACAUCUGGACCCACUGGUCAAUUGCUAGAAUUUGAACCUGUUUUCUACAUGGUUAAAGUUCAUUCAUUAGCUUUGAAUGCACUCUCAGAUAUUUGGGAUAAGAAACCACUUCCAAAUUAUGGUAUACGAAUGGCUGAGUCUAUAAUGGCCAUUAUGAAACAUAUACUCAAAAAUGAAACAAUGCUUCGUGAGAAGUACCAAAAACGUAAAGAAGAAAUCAAAAAAGUCGAAGAAGAAGGUGAAGCACGUAAGAAUUAUAGGGAUUCUAUUAAAAAAUCUGUCAAUUUAAAUCAUUUGAAAUUAUUCAUGGACAUGGGAUUCUCUGAAGUUCAUGUUAGUGAAGCUCUGGCAGUAACAAAUUCUGUUGAACAAGCAACUGAUUUUCUAUUAAAUCGUCCAGAAUCGAGUGGAAAUGCAUCAGCAAGUGCAAUGUCACGAUUAUUGAGUUUUGAACAAGAAUUAGAUGAUGACGAUGAGGAUGAUAAUGAUGAAGCUGAUGGAGAUGGUAGUGAAAUAGAAGUUGUUAAUCGAACUAAUAAGCCUACAAACACUGAUAAAAACACAGCAGAUAUGAAUGAACAAGUUGAAAAUCCAGCAACUGAAAAAACACCAGAAAUAACUGAAUCAAAGAAUAAAACUACUUGGAAAUCUGUACAAUUGCCCGAUGCAGUUGCUAUUGAUAAUUUCUGUCGUGAGGCAUUGAAGAAAACUUUCAAUACAAUGGAUCAGCUACCAGAAACUGUUACUUCUGGUGCAGAUUUGCUAGCUGUUCUCUAUCGCAGACACACCCCAGACAUGAAGCAUAAAUUUUUGCUAACUUUAGUUCAAAAUAUCACAGAUUGGGCUGAAAAAAUGUUGCACAAUCUCAAAGCUCGUGAUGCUUUGAAUUCCAGCAAACGCGAAGAAAUACUUAUCGGUCGUUAUGGCAUUAAAUUGUAUAUCAGGCUUAAAGUUGGUUGUUUAUUGCUCGAUGAUAUUUACAAAGAUAUGCGUAAAACUUUCUGCAUGGCAAUUCGACAUGAAAAGUCUCUAAGCACUUUAAUCAUGUUGUUGCAUAAAAUCGAAUCUAUUUUACAAGAACACAUUGCCCUAGGGGCUCCACCAAUCACACCAAGAUGGUUGCAACAUUUGAUUGAAUUUAUUGAUUCAAUCGAUAAUGCUUGUCACAUUAUGCAACGCAAAACAAAUAUGCUCGCUGUAACAACAAAAAUAUGGAAAUGGUUUGAUUCGCCAGCUGGCAAAUGGAAUGCAUAUUCAAAUACUAACAAUGAAAUAAUUCAUAAAGCUUUUGUUGCUGGUGAACGAUCAGUUCGCAUUACAUGCGGCAGACAAAAGUAUACAAUAAAUUUCAAUUGCAUGUCACAAGUGAAUGAAGCAACUGGUAAUCAUAGACCGAUUAUUUUGGGGCUCAAAGUUACUGAUCUAGCUGAUGGCAGUUCAAAAAUUGAAUCUUCAAUUAUAACUUCGGAGACUUCUUCUGAUUCUGAUUCGGGUGAUCAAUCGGAAACUGCUGAUCAAAGUGCAGUUAAUACACGUUCAGCUGGAUCUCAGGCAGCAGCUGAUAUUCUUCCUCAUUCACGAUCGUCAUCGGAUGGUGGAAGCAUAGAUUCUAUUGCAGUUGGCAAUACCGAGUCGCGUCUGUCGGGAUUAUUUGAAAUCGAUGAUGACAGCAAGCUGGAAGAGGAAAUCACUGAAGGCGGGGUAGGCGUGGAAACAUCGGCAUCGGGAUUAAACAAAAUAGUUCUUCAUGAAGAACCAACUGGUUUGCAACAAUAUGAUACAGGCGCCAUUGUGAGUUGUUUAGCUCGUUUGAUGCGUCCCAAAUUAGCCAUUGAUUUGGAUACCAUAAAUUCGAUAUUAAAAUUGUGUGUUAAGCUAACAAAAGAUGCAGAAAGUGCAAAAGUCUUUGCAAAUAACGGUGGCAUUAAUCUCUUACUGAGUAUGCGUCAAAUGUGCGGCUAUAUGGGAUUCCCCACUUAUGCCAUAUUGCUAAUUCGACAUGUUUUAGAAGAACCACAAACUUUGCUCGCGACUAUGGAACGUGUGAUUGCAUCUCGAACUAUGUCAGUUAUUCCAAGUAAUCACCGUGAUUUGAUUUUCGUUUUGAGGCAAAUGAGUUCAGCUGUUUCACGCGAUCCAAAAACCUUUAUGCGUGCUGCCUCGAAUGUGCUGCGCUUAGACAGCAAUAUAAUGAAGGGCAAUGAUGAUACUCGACUUAUAGUGAAGGCAUCAGUACUUAUAAGAAAAGCAGCAGCAACAGGAACAUCAUCAUCAGCAUCCACAUCAACAGCAGAUGAUAAUGUAGCAAGUUGCAGUAACGUUCAUUCAGCAACCGAAAAUGAUAUAGCAACAAGUGUCAUCAAAGACUUGUUGAAGGCACUUCUCUUGCCAUGUAUUCAUUUCCCUCCACCGCCAGCUGCGAGGGCAUUAUUCAAAGAAAAAACACAAUUAACUUUUGGUGGACUUACAUCUACUAGCAAAGCAUCAUCAUCUAAUUCAGCAACGGAUGCAAGUUCAUUUGAAAAGACUCCAUCAGAUGAUAGCCAAAGUGAUCAAUGCUGUGGAUGGCAUGUUCCAAGCAGCAGUCACUUGCAUGAUAAGCCCCUUCUAACCAGAUCAACUAUUUUGAAAAUUCUUGCCGAUGCUGUUCGAUCAUAUCAAACAUUUGCACCCAAAUUAAUCACCGAGCAUGUUUACUAUGCUAAAGAUAGUGUUCUCAUAAAACAAGAUCAAUCAGCACUAUCGUUUAUACUUGACAACUUUUUGCCUCUGAAAGAGAACUGCCAAGAUCGUGAGGUUAGCACAAUGGCCCGUGUUUUAAUAACAUCACUCUCAGAUUGUGUUGAUCAGCUAUCGAUUCAAAACACUGUAAUAAGUGAGGUUAAAUCUGCAAUACAACGAGCUAUUAAUUUGCCAGAAUGUUCGGACAAGCAUAUGCGCUUACAAGUAUUUGUGGGAUUAUUGCCCACAACAAUUGACAAUCCAAUGCCGUUGAAUAAAAUAACACCACAUCGAAGAAAUGAAAUACUUUUGAUACUUUUACGUAAAGGAAUUAUGACAGAUUUGGCAAAAAUGAUUUUACAUUUAGAUUUAUCGAAUCCAAAUUCGGUGACAACAUUGAAUGCUGUUCUAAAACCAAUGGAAACUCUAUUGCGUCUAACAAUUUCACCCGGAUUGUCAGCAAAGAAGAAAACAUCACAAUUACAAUGUGAUCGGCGAAAUCGUGAUCAGCUUUUAAAUGCUACUCAAGGUUCAAAUGGUGGAACAACUACUAUUCAUACAUUAUCAAGACGAUCAACUAAUGACUUAGAUGGAGAUCAUAUUAUUUUGGAUGUAAUGGCUGAUCGACCAAGAGCUUCUGGAUUCUUCUUUACUGGCGAUUCAAGAACAAGUGAACAGUUUAAUAAUAUUUUUGAUGGUAUUCUUGGAAACGAUCAAGAAUUCUUUAAUGAUGGUGUUUUGCGACAUCUUAAUGAUGAUGCCGAAAGUCCAAAUGCAGAUGUCGCUUUUGAGACAAGCAGUGAGUCGAGUGAUUCAGAAUCUAAUGCAUCAGAAGACAAUGACGAAAGGGACGGUGAUGAUGACGAUGGUAAUGAAGAGCAUGGAGAGGAACGAAGUGAAGCUGAUGCAGAUGAAGAAACUCGUCAGUUUAUUGAAAUAUUUGAUCAUGCUUAUGCUCCAGAUCAGCCAAGGGCUACAACAAGUGACCGUCGUUUAGAUGGAGUUCCCAUUAUUCGUUAUACAGUAUCAUCAAAUUUGAACCCAUCAGGUUCAGGAACAAGUAGUGGUGCAUCGACCAGUGGCGCUGGAAGUGCUAGCAAUCUUGACAAUUUAGUCUUGGUGCACCAAACACGUCCACGAAAUACCAAUGCCAGCGUAUUGAGUCGUUCAUUUAACCCAAUACACCAGCAACAACUUCCCAGCAUUAAUAUUGGUAUAGUUCGUUCUUCACCAGCUACUGGUCCAAGUACCAGUGCAAGAAAUAAUAACAGCAUUGAUGAUGAUUUAAUUGCCCGAUUCAAUUACUACAUUCACCAUGGCCAAACAUUAUCGAGCGGCUCUGGUUCAGGUUCUAAUCCAACCGUUCCAAGUAGUAUUAGCAAUCUAACAGCCGGAGGAGGUGGCUUAGGAUCAUCUAGCACAGUUCAGUUUGGAACUAAUGCAGGCAUUACAGUUGGUGGUGGUGGUGCUGAAGACACAAGUGAAGGCCGUGUUCCCAGCUCCACCAACAGAUUACAACGUGAUUCUCGUCGAUUAUUGCUCGUAGACCAGCAGUAUUGCACUUCACAUUCAUUUAAUAAUUCUGAUGAAAAUCAAAAUGAACUUUUCAAUCAAGAUGCACUUCAUUGGUGGCUGGAAGAAGCCAAACAUUUAGACAUGGAAUCUCAACCAGAUAUCUGUUUAACAGUAGCUCAUCAAUUGAUUCCAGUUUUACAAGAAUUACGGGCAAAAACAAAGAGGAGAAAGAGGAAAACAGCUUCGAUUAUAACUCAAGCUGGAUCGAUUGAUGAAUCGACAAAAACUCAAGAAUCAAGUGGAAUUAGUACACCAAGUGUCAAUAUAACCACACCAGCAACAGUUCAGAAUAGUUCAUCACCAAGUAACAGACGAAGUGCAAUUCCUAUUUUACUUCCAAGAAAUUCAGAUUCACGUGAUGCUGCAAAUCCAUCAUCAGACAUUGUUGAUCCCAUAAUUGAAUUUAAUUCUCUCAAUGAUGAAGAUAAUGAUAAUCCAGAUUUGGAUACAAGUGGUGCAAGAAGAAUGCAAGCUAGCAAUGAUAGAGAAUCUCCACUUGCUACAAGUCAGAAUGAAACAACAGAUCCUGAAGUUGUUGAGGAGAGUGGUGAUGAUUCUAACUCAGAUGGUGAACCUCUUACUCCACAAGAAACCAGUCAAACUGGUCGACAAUCUAACCAGAGUUUAGUUACAUCAGCUGCAAACUUACGUCAAAGAAUAACAGAAGAAAUGGCUGUAGCUGCAUUGGCUGAAGCUGCUUUAGUACCAUUACCAGAUGAUGAUGAAGACGAAGAGGAGGAGGAAGAAGAGGAGGAGGAAGUUGAGGCUGACGAACGACAAGAAAACGAUGAAAAUGACGAUGAUAACGAAGAAGAAGGUGAAGACGAGGAACUUAAUGUAGAAGAUGUUAUAAUGGACUUUGAUGAUGAAAUACAAAAUGUCUUAUCACAGUAUAUCGGUUUCGCGCAGUUUUCAGCACCAGCUCCUCAAGAAAUAGCCAGUGAAUCUAUGGUCCAUAGCUAUAGCAGCGUUUCCCAAAAUGCAGAAGCAGGCUCAGAUCAAUCCGAUCGUAUUACUGAAAACAUUUCAGAACCAUCAUCAGAGCCAUCAGCCGCUUCGACAACUGCUCUAUCUUCAGACGCCGGCGCAUUAGCAUCAACCUCUUCAGCAGAUAUCAACAAUGCUUCACCAUCAUUGACAACAAUUGCAGGAGGAUCGUCGUCCUCCAAUAGAGCUGCUGCAUCUGGCACCGCCGCAUCAUCAUCGAGAAACAAUGAAAUGAGCCCUGAAGUUCGCCUUGUACUUGGUGAUCUUCAAAUACCUGAAGGUGUUGAUCCAUCAUUUUUAGCUGCACUGCCAAGUGAAAUGCGUGAAGAAGUUAUUCAAGAGCAUUUGCGUGCACAACGAAAUCGCCAGCGGGCCCAACAAAAUGCAAUUGAAACUGAACAUGAGUCGCUAAUUGAAGUCAAUCCUGAUUUCUUGGCUGCCCUUCCGCCAAGCAUACAAGCUGAGGUAUUAUCACAACAACGUAUUGAGCAACAGAGACAAGCAGCACAGACUGCCAAUCCAAAUGAUCCAGUUGAUGCGGCAGCAUUUUUCCAAAAUUUACAACCAUCACUUAGACAAGCAAUUCUAACAGAUAUGGAAGACUCACAAAUAGCUAGUUUGCCACCUGAUUUGGUUGCAGAAGCACAGAAUUUAAGACGAGAUUGGGAACACCGCAAUCGACAAACUCUGCACGAGCGCUUAGUUACUCACUCACAAGCCAAUUCGACACCAGCUAUUGGUGGAACAGCUUAUAUCCCGCCUCGAAUCCCAUCGAUUCAAAACCUAAGAGGUCGCCCCAGUUGGCACGUUUGGUACAAUUCUCACUCAUCAUCAUCCAAUGGUCCUGGUGAAGGAAAUUUCCAGAAACUACAAGGCAAACCAGUCGCCCUAGCCCUAAUGGAAACCGAAGGAAGCCUACUCGAUGUCGACGCUUUAUCUUCGCUUCUCUUAAUGUUGUUCAUUGAUGAUGCCAAAUUCAACAUACUCCGUCUUCAUCGAGUAAUUCGUCACCUAUGCUAUCACGCUGGCACACGAGAAUGGAUCAUUGAUUCGUUGAUUUCAAUUAUUAAAAUGGCUGACAAAACUGACAUCACCAGAACAGAUGGAAAGCUCAUCAGUAGACCACAAUAUCUAACUUUGAGAGUUGACGCUGCUCUCGGCUAUCGUUCUAGUGUUUUUCUUAUCAAACGUGGCAUUGAGCAACCAUUUAAAGAAGAAUCAUAUUGUGGAGGGGAAGGUAAUGCUAUUCGCAUUCAUCCUCAAGCCGCUCAAAUGGUCUGCCGCAAUUCGCUUGAUCUCCUAAUAACAUUAGCUCGGUAUUUCCCGGGAGAUUUUGUUCCAUUCAGAGAAACAGAAAGUAUUGCAGACAAAACUGAUACAAUCAAUACUAAAUUGAGAGUUGAUAAGGACGGUGGCGGCGGAGGGCAAUCAAGUCCACAAAACCCAUCAGCUAAUUCGAGUUUGACUUCUGCAGGAGUUUGGUGCACGAAUAUUGCAAAGAAACCGAAAAUUUCUCAUACACCAUCAUCACUAAGUGCGACACCAUCUUCAUCCAAGGACGAAGAUCCAAAAUCAAGUACAUCAUCAAAAUCAACUGGUGCUGCGAAGAAAAAAACUCCAUCUAUAUUUGAUGUGCUUCUUAAGCUCGAUUGUACAACUCGACCCUUCCAGUCCAGCUCCACAUCCACUGGCUCUAGCUCCUCCUCCUCAAAAGAAGUUGCUUCUGCAUUUUUACUGAAUCCACAACCCAAUCGUGGUAAACUUGACUUUCUAUCAUAUGAAGACUCUCCAUUUGCUCAAUUGAUGUCACUUUUACCAACAAGUGUUGUCAAAAGAUCUCAACAACUCACUGAUAAACUUGUUCGUUUGCUUGCUUCAUUGGGACUUGAACUUCCAAAAGAAGAUAAAAUAACACCUGUUGCUAUGGACGAUGACUUGACUGACACCACUGAAACAGCACCCAGCAGCAAGCCGCCUGCGACUGCGACAGCACUAGCAAGUGAAACCCCAGUAAUACCAGUUGCAAAAGCUCAAGUAAUAGAUGUUCAUGAUAGUGAUAGUGAACCUGAUGCCAUAACUGGCAGCGACGACGAUGAGGAUUCUGGAAGCGGAGGUGAUGGUGACAGUUUUAAAACCAACAAACCGUAUGUAAAGAAACCACGAUCAAUUUUACUCUAUCCAAGUAAAAUUCAGCAACUUAAAAUUGCCAUUGAAGUUCUCACAACAAAAAGUUGCUCCGAAGAAGGCCUAGAGUAUGUCACUGAUUUGAUUGUUCAUUUAAGUCAAUGUUCGGCUAAAGCUAAUGCAAUUGUGGAUCAGCUAUUAAUACAAGGAGUUAUGGGAUUGGCCGAAUUGGUACGCAUGCAAAUAUUAUGUCUAAUGAAAGAAGUUAAAGAGAAUAAUCUCAAGACAAUAACUAAAGAAACUGACUCGAAUGCUGCUGGUGGUGCAAACAAAAGUAGUAGUAGUCAAUCGUCGUCGUCGUCGAAAUCAUUGACCACUCCUCGUGGUGGUGGAAUAAUAAAUGAUCGAUUUACAGCAGCUCAAGUUGUCAUUUCGGCUCCAUCCAAGUCUAAGCCGACUUGUGAGCUUCAAUUGCCCAGCAUGAGUCCAUUGUUGACGAAAUCUUCUUCGCAAACAUUCUUCUUACGAACUUUGAAAGUCUUUAUGCAAGUUCGUGAUUUUGUUGUUUUUCAAAAUUCGGUUACGAAAUUAGAACCUCUCAGUGAGAUAAUUUGCUUAAAUGAAUUAUGGGAUACACUAAGUGAGUGUUUGGUGCAUUUGGAGAAGACAAACGAUCAACAUGCUGUAUUGAUUUUGCAACCGGCCGUUGAGGCGUUCUUUUUGAUUCAUGCUUCGAAGAAAAAACAAGCUGUCAAAACAUUCCGACCAAGCACUCAUCGUUCGGACACAUUUCCAAUAACUAGACGCCCAUUGGGUGGUGGCGCUUCAGCAUCGUCGUCGUCGGCUGCUGCUGCUGCCCCAGGUCCUAUUCCGAAUACAUUAGCAUUUGGCAUUAAUGAAAGAAUGCCUCCACGCAAUGCUCAAAGUAGCAGCGGGAAUAACAGCAUUGAAGGAGAAUCAAGCGAACAAGAAAGUACUGAUUUGGCUGCUGCAGCUGUGGAAGGUAUUGUGGAUAAUCCGUCACCAUUAACUGGUGCUGCUGGUAGUAGUAAAACCGAAACAACUGCUCCGUCCACAUCUGGUGCAGCUACUGCUGCAGCUAAAGAAGCUGAAAUACAACGUCGUGAUCAGAAGAAAUUUUUGGAAUUUGCCGAAAAACAUCGCACAGUUCUUAAUCAAAUUCUGCGUCAAUCAGCUACGCAUCUUUCGGACGGACCAUUCUCGGUGUUGGUUGAUCACACUCGUAUUUUAGAUUUCGAUGUGAAGAGGAAAUACUUCCGAACUGAAUUGGAGCGAAUGGAUGAGGGAGUGCGACGCGAGGAGUUGACUGUGAAUGUUAGACGUGUUACAGUUUUUGAAGAUUCAUUUAGAGAGUUAUAUCGGCGUGGUCCAGAAGAGUGGAAAAAUCGUUUCUAUAUAGUUUUCGAAGAUGAAGAAGGACAAGACGCAGGUGGUCUACUCAGAGAAUGGUAUGUUAUUAUCUCAAGAGAAAUCUUCAACCCUAUGUACGCUUUGUUCUGCGUUUCGCCUGGUGAUCGAGUGACCUAUAUGAUCAAUCCAUCUAGCCAUGCAAAUCCUAAUCACUUGUGUUACUUCAAAUUUGUUGGACGUGUUAUUGCCAAAGCAAUUCAUGAUAAUAAACUUUUGGAAUGUUACUUCACACGCUCAUUUUACAAACACAUUCUUGGAAUUCAAGUCAAAUAUACUGACAUGGAAUCACAAGAUUAUGAAUUCUAUAAGGGUUUGGCAUAUCUUAUGAGCAAUGAUAUUUCAUCACUUGGUUACGAUCUGACAUUCUCAACUGAGGUACAAGAAUUUGGAGUUACACAAAUUCGUGAUCUGGUACCAAAUGGCCGGAAUAUAACAGUUACCGAGAAGAACAAGUUCGAUUAUAUUCGUUUGGUUUGUCAGCUCAAAAUGAGUGGAUCCAUUCGACAACAAUUAAAUGCAUUUUUGGAAGGAUUUUAUGACAUAAUCCCGAAACGCUUGAUAUCAAUAUUCAAUGAACAGGAACUGGAAUUGCUGAUAUCGGGUCUACCAAAUGUUGACAUUGAAGACUUGAAACAAAAUACAGAAUAUCACAAAUACAAUUCCAAGUCACCACAGAUUCAAUGGUUCUGGCGUGCAUUACGUAGCUUUGAUCAAGCUGAUCGUGCUAAAUUCUUACAAUUUGUCACUGGAACAUCUAAAGUUCCUUUGCAAGGUUUUUCAGCCCUUGAAGGCAUGAACGGGAUACAAAAAUUCCAAAUACAUCGGGAUGACAGAUCAACAGAUCGUUUGCCCUGUGCUCAUACAUGCUUCAAUCAACUUGAUUUGCCACUUUACAAGUCGUUUGAGAAAUUGAGGACAUGUUUAACGAAAGCCAUUCAUGAAUGCUCUGAAGGAUUUGGUUUCGCUUAGAUAAAUGUUUUCUUAAAAACUUAAGAUUGAAAUUAUAAAACAUUUUAUCAUAAACAAAAAAACUUAUUAACGCAUAUUAUAUUUAAUAACAAUAUCUUAUCUCACUCAAAAUACAUAAUAAAUAUACUUAAAAAA
Episyrphus balteatus (marmalade hoverfly) is the source of this 14415-nucleotide messenger RNA. It is a transcript of the gene HUWE1, whose product is annotated as E3 ubiquitin-protein ligase HUWE1. Gene Ontology annotation, biological process: proteasome-mediated ubiquitin-dependent protein catabolic process; positive regulation of protein catabolic process; protein polyubiquitination. Gene Ontology annotation, molecular function: protein binding; ubiquitin-protein transferase activity. Gene Ontology annotation, cellular component: nucleus. The coding region runs from base 208 to 14280 and encodes 4690 amino acids. The transcript has 21 exons. The record is from RefSeq and is a predicted model, not a curated record. Lineage: Eukaryota; Metazoa; Arthropoda; Insecta; Diptera; Syrphidae.